Molecule: messenger RNA, 3706 nt
Organism: Phalacrocorax carbo (great cormorant)
Lineage: Eukaryota; Metazoa; Chordata; Aves; Suliformes; Phalacrocoracidae
Source: RefSeq, a predicted model, not a curated record
CGGGCGCGGCGGCGGUCGGUGGCGGCGGCGGCGGCAGCGGCAGGAUGACGGCGAACGGGACGGCGGAGCCGGUGCAGAUCCAGUUCGGGCUCAUCAACUGCAGCAACAAGUACCUGACGGCGGAGGCUUUCGGCUUCAAGGUGAACGCCUCGGCCGCCAGCAUGAAGAAGAAGCAGAUCUGGACGCUGGAGCAGGACGGGGAGGACUCCAGCGCCGUGCUGCUCAAAAGCCACCUGGGCCGGUACCUGGCAGCCGACAAGGACGGCCGGGUGAGCUGCGACAGCGAGGAGCCCGGUCCCGACUGUCGCUUCUUGGUGGUGGCUCACGGCGACGGGCGCUGGUCGCUGCAGUCCGAGCCCCACCGCCGCUUCUUCGGCGGCACCGAGGACCGUCUCUCCUGCUUCGCCCCCGCCGUCUCGGCCACCGAGAAAUGGAGCGUCCACCUGGCCAUGCAUCCCCAGGCCAACCUCUACAGCCUGGCCCGCAAGCGCUACGCCCACCUGGGACCUCGCCGCGACGAACUGGCCGUGGACCGCGACGUGCCGUGGGGCGUGGACGCCCUCAUCACCCUCCUCUUCGUGGAGCAACGUUACAGCCUGCAGAGCUGCGACCACCGCCUGCUGCGCUGCGACGGCCGCCUGGUCCCCGCCGCCGAGCCCGGCACCGCCUUCACCCUCGAGUUCCGAUGCGGGAAGGUGGCCUUUCGCGACGGGGAGGGUCGCUACCUCGCCCCCUCGGGACCCAGCGGCACCCUCAAGGCGGGCAAAAGCGCCAAGGUGGGCAAGGACGAGCUCUUCGCCCUCGAGCAGAGCUGCCCGCAGGUCGUGCUCCGAGCCGGCAACGACAGGAAUGUCUCCACCCGGCAAGGGAUGGACCUCUCGGCCAACCAAGACGAGGAGGGUGACCAGGAGACCUACCAGCUGGAGAUCAACAAAGACACCAAGAAAUGCGCCUUCAGGACCUACACUGGGAAGUACUGGACCCUCACCUCCAACGGGGGCAUCCAGUCCACUGCCUCCACAAAGAACGCGAGCUGCUAUUUCGACAUUGAGUGGUGUGACAAGCGCAUCACCCUGAAAGCUGCCAACGGCAAGUAUGUGACGGCGAAGAAGAACGGGCAGCUGGCGGCCUCCGUGGAGACGCCGGGAGAGACAGAGCAUUUUGUGAUGAAGCUGAUCAACAGGCCCAUCAUCGUCCUCCGCGGUGAGCAUGGCUUCAUCGGGUGCCGGAAGGUGACCGGCACCCUGGACUCCAACCGCUCCUCCUACGACGUCUUCCAGCUAGAGUUCAACGACGGGGCCUACAACAUCAAGGAUGCCACUGGGAAGUACUGGAUGGUGGGGAGCGAGUCGUCCGUCACCAGCAGCAGCGACACCCCCGUGGACUUCUUUUUUGAGUUCUGCGACUAUAACAAAGUGGCUAUCAAAAUCAAUGGCAAAUACCUGAAGGGCGACCAUGCCGGGGUCCUCAAGGCAUCUGCUGACGCCAUUGACGCCUCCACCCUCUGGGAAUAUUAAUGCACUUUAGCGUACCUCCCAUUGCCAACUUUCCUUUCCCCUACUCCGUCCUUUUUUUUUCUUUUGGGUUUUGUUUCUCCUCUCUGUAAAAGGAUUUUCAGACCGGCUUGCCCUUCCCUCCCGCCGUAGAGUUGGUGUGUUAUGUGGGAGGUGGGUCUCCAUAAAUCGCUGUAAGAACUGGAAAAGUGAUGGGGCAGCCUGCCUAUAGCUUUGUAGCGGGGUCUGUCUCUAUCUCCCCCUGUCCCCCGCCCUUCCAGGUUUGCUGGGCUUGGAACCUGCUGUACCCCGCUCCCAGCCCCGAGCAUCACCUUAGGUAGUGUAUUUUCCUCUCCCUGAUUGAUAAAAGGGAAUAAGAUCACCUCUGUGCUCACUUCUGCCAUAUCAGCGCUGGCACCUCCUCCGUCUGUGCCGCCUGUGUCCCCCAGAGCACCCACCCACCCUGCCCCGCUCCAGCCAGGGACAGAGUGGUGGUGCUGGGCUCAGCCGGCUCCUCCCGGCUCCCCCGGGCAGCUUGUCUCUGCUCCUGGCUCUCAGGGCAGGAUCCAUCCCCAGCUGAGCCAUAAGAGGUGACCUUACAUAUCACAGCAUCCCUGGGGCCAGGGCUGGCGUGUGCUGGCACGUGUCCCCGCGGUAGGGCCAGCAAGGCACCCUCCCCCUAUGCACCUGGAAAUGAUUUUUUUUAGGGUGAUCCUGUCUGGAAAGCCUCAGCCUUUCAUCUCGCGGAGCCCCGUGCUCCUUGUGUCCCUCUGCCCCUCCUUGUGCUUCUGGCUCUGGAGGAGCAUCGUAGACCCCAGUGGUGGGUCCAGCCUGGCAGGCGCCUGCCCCGAGGCUGCUGCUGUGCCUGGGAGAGGAUGGCGUGGGGUGGGGGAACACGCAGAGCGAGCCUGUGCUGGGUGGGGGGGGGCUUCAUCCAGCCCACCUCCAGUGCCGGCAGGCUUCGGUCCUCGCAGGAGCCUGGCUGCCCGAUGCAACCUCCCCUGGGCGGUGGCUGGAAGCAUGAACUGCAGAUUUUGGUUUACAGAAUAGAAAAGUUCCUUAGCAAACUUUGCACAGUGAUAUUUGCUCAGUACCUUUGGGGUUUUUUGGUUGUUUUUUUUUUUUUUCUCAUAAAGUACUGGAACAGUAAAGCAAAUCACUGAACACCUAAUGCUGAAUUAGGAUGCGCCCAUUCCCGUGGGCUCCCCCAAGGAGGGCAGCUCCCGGUCCCGCUGCCCUCGGGGCACCUGGGCUCAGCUCUCAUGCCAUCACAACCCUACUGGAAAAAAACAAAAAGAAAGAAAGAAAAAAAAAAGACCAAAACAGUAUUUUUGUUAGUCUCUAUUUAUAUAUGCUCUCCAUGGCACUGUGUUACCAGCUGUUGUCUGUACUAGGUCUGCAUUAGAGUAUAACGCUGUUUGUAACGGGUGAUGCUGACGUGUUCGUUAGGGUGUUGAAAGGCACUUUAUCCUUUGGGGCUGGUAUUUGCUCCCUGCAAACACACCAAGGAGCCUUUUCCCCCGUGGGGCCCCCGCUGGGGAGGGAGCGCUGGUUCCAUCCCACACCAAGGGUGCUCGUGGCAUCGCUGCUGUGCCAAAACAGGGCCGGUCCCUAUUGCCGGAGGCAAGGCAGGGGCUUGUCAGCCUUAAAGCCAUGUGGAGGGAUAACCCUCCGUAGGAGCUUGGUGCUAAACUCCCAGCUGGGAGAGCGAGCGAUCCGUCCCCUGCCGGGGGGGACGCUCGGGGCCGGGGUCCCUCGCCGGCGCAGGGGAUCCCGGCCGGGACUCUACCUCGGCUCUGCGCUCACAUCCAGGGACUGCCUGCGCCCGCCCGCCCGGGGACCACGAUGCUCCUCAAAGGACCGAGUGUCUUGAUGAAGCCCUGAGUGACCCUGUGACUUUGGCACACACUUUUCGCUGGCCUUCACCCCCCUGCCCCCGUGUCGCUUCCUCCCCGUCCCCCGUCGCAGUUCGAACCAUGUAACUCCCGCUCCGGCUUCUUCCGUGUGACACUAGGUCAUCAUCUCUCCUGUCUCCUAUCGGGUGUCGUGACUCUGAAAACAUCUCACUCCAAAAACUUAAAGUUUUGGGUUUGUUCGGUUUUUUUUUUUAUUAUUAUUAUUUUUUUUGUAAGUGCCAUUUGUAUAACUUAAAAAAAAUAGCUUCAAAUGGAGAAAGAUGAAUAAAGAAAAAUAAAAUGUGCAUUCGGAUACAA